GGGGUGCAGCAGGAGGUGGUUAGACCAACCCCUCACCCUCGGGGUGCUCUGCCUGCUUGCUGGCGGUCAUGGGGCUCCCCAAGAGGCACUCUCACCCUUGGCUGCUCCUCUCCAUGCUGAUCUGGCUCCAGCCUGGCCUGAGCCUGGAGCUGAUCCCCUACAGGCCACAGAUAACAGCCUGGGACUUGGAAGGGAAGGUCACAGCCACCACGUUCUCCCUGGCACAGCCUCGCUGUGUCUUUGAUGGGCUUGCGGACACCUGGGACACGAUCUGGCUGGUAGUGGCCUUCAGCAAUGCCUCCAGCGGUUUCCAGAAUCCGCAAACGCUGGCCGAGAUCCCAGCGUCCCCACAUCUGCAGAGCGAUGGCUACUACAUGACUAUGCCCUUGUUCCUGCACCAGCUGCCCUGCGAGGACCCGGAGGGUGGCAGUGGGGGCGUCCCCGUGCUGCGGGUGGGCAAUGACGUCGGCUGCAGCCAGCAGCACUAUUGCAAUGCCCCCCUGCCCAGCCCUGGGCCCUACAGUGUUAAGUUUCUCCUCAUGGACGCCAGUGGCUCCCCCAAGGCUGAGACACAGUGGUCGGAGCCCAUCGCUCUCCAGCAAGGCAAAGCCCCUGGCUCCAUCGACACGUGGCCGGGCCGGCGGAGCGGCUGCAUGAUUGUCAUCUCCUCUAUCCUCUCUUCCCUCGCCGGCCUCCUGCUCCUGGCCUUCCUGGCAGCCUCGACCAUGCGCUUCUCCAGCCUGUGGUGGCCAGAGGAGGCCCCAGAACAGCUACGGAUCGGCUCCUUCAUGGGGAAGCGCUACACAACCCACCACAUCCCGCCCAGCGAGGCUGCCACCUUGCCCGUGGGUUGCGAGCCCAGCCUGGACCCCCUCCCCAGCCUCAGCCCCUAGCCUGCCCCUGCAGCUGAGGCCUGGAGACAGGGGAGGGUGGGGAGCAAGCACCUGGCCUGCAUUCCUCCACCUGGCCUGGUCCCGACCUCCCCCUU
Perognathus longimembris pacificus (Pacific pocket mouse) is the source of this 988-nucleotide messenger RNA. RefSeq names its product uroplakin 3B (gene Upk3b). The record is from RefSeq and is a predicted model, not a curated record. The transcript has 6 exons. The coding region runs from base 69 to 893 and encodes 274 amino acids. NCBI's taxonomy places the organism in Eukaryota, Metazoa, Chordata, Mammalia, Rodentia, Heteromyidae.